AUGCCGGUGCUGGCGACCACCAACUUCAACAUCAUCCUCAGCGUGCUGGGGGGAUGGGUGUCGCUCUUCGGCUUGGUCUCGUACCUCUGCAAAGAGAGUUUCUAUCUCUCUGAGGCCUUGAUCUCCCUCCUCGCGGGCGUGGCCCUCUCCCCGCACGCAGCCAACUUCAUCCGUCCGAUCGACUACGCCCUCGGCUCCGAGGAGAACCUAGCCGCCAUCACGCUUGCCUUCUCCCGCCUCGUCCUCGGCGUCCAGCUUGUCCUAGCCGGCGUCCAACUGCCGUCGCGCUACCUCAAGAAGCAAUGGAAGCCCCUCGCCCUGCUUGUCGGCCCUAUCAUGGCCGCCAUGUGGAUGGCCACCAGCCUGCUGGUGUGGGCACUAGUCCCUGGUUUGCCGCUACUGCAUGCCAUGGCUAUUGGGUCGUGUGUCACGCCGACCGACCCUGUGUUGUCCGCCGUUAUUGUCAAGGGCAAGUUUGCCGACCAUAACGUGCCCAAGGAGCUGCAGAAGAUUAUCAUUGCGGAGAGCGGCGCCAACGACGGGCUAGGGUAUCCAUUCCUGUUCUUUGCGCUGUAUCUGAUCAAGUUUAUUGGAUCAGGCUCCUCACCAGGCGACGGGGGCGCGCGGGUGGCGAUGGGCCUGUGGUUCGGCGAGACGUGGGGCUACACGAUCUUGCUGAGCGUGGUGUACGGUGCUGUGGUGGGCUGGCUGGCGAAGGAGCUGCUGCAUUGGGCAGAGGAGCACAGAUUUGUCGACCGUGAGAGUUUCCUCGUCUUUGCCAUCUCCCUCGCGCUCUUUAUCGUCGGGACGUGUGGGAUGAUCGGCAGCGACGACGUGCUCGCGUGUUUUGUGGCGGGGAACGUGUUCACCUGGGACGACUGGUUCCGCCUUGAGACGCUUGACGACUCGCUGCAACCGACUAUCGAUAUGUUGCUGAACGUCUCGAUCUUCAUGUGGUAUGGCGCCGUGUGUCCGUGGGACCGGUUUCUGCAUAACGAGGUGGUGCCGAUUGGCCGGCUGAUUGCCCUUGGGAUUCUCGUCCUGCUGCUUCGCCGUCUGCCCUGGGUGCUUGCCUGCCACAAGUGGAUUCCGCAGAUCGAUGAUAUCCGUCAAGCCAUCUUCGUGGGCUUCUUUGGCCCCGUCGGCGUCUCGGCCAUCUUUUACCUGUACAUCACGCUAGAAUUUCUGCAUACGCUGGAUGUUGGCGACCAGCCUCGGUCAGACCUCAAGGCUUUGCCCGAGGCUGUUUUGGUGGUUGUCUGGUUCAUUGCCAUUUGCAGUAUUGUUGUCCACGGCCUGAGCAUCCCGCUCGGCAAACUCGGCUUCUAUCUCCCGAGGACCCUCUCCCGGUCCCUCAUGAGCACCUCUAGCGAUGAGCCUGACUUAGUGCUCCCAUUCUCCCUCGGUAACAGAGUGACCUCCUUUACCCUCCGUCGACGGCCAGGGGCUGGCGCAAGGGCCGGAGCGGGGGCAGGAGUGGAAUCCGGAACGGGAACCGAAGAGGGAACUGAACUCGACACCGUCCAGCCUGAUUCUAAGGGGCACGGGGUCUACAGGAUUGGUGGUUCCGUGAUUCCCAACCGCCAUGAAACGACUGGUGGCGGCAUUCUUGAUCGACGAGAUGGGUCGGAUCCUACGAGGAACACCUCGGCGGAUAUUGGAGAUGCGGAACGUGCUUCGUUCCCGCGGAACUCGGGCCCGUCAGGCGGACGGGCGAUUCGGUUUCCGGAUGAGCCGCCUUUGACGAGUGGGCAGGCGGCUGAAAAGGAUGCCAUCACACCCGCUUAA
Molecule: messenger RNA, 1788 nt
Organism: Dichotomopilus funicola
Lineage: Eukaryota; Fungi; Ascomycota; Sordariomycetes; Sordariales; Chaetomiaceae
Exons: 3
Coding region: 1-1788 (595 amino acids)
Biological process (GO): proton export across plasma membrane; regulation of membrane potential; sodium ion export across plasma membrane
Cellular component (GO): plasma membrane
Molecular function (GO): sodium:proton antiporter activity
Source: RefSeq, a predicted model, not a curated record